AUGUUGGCAAGGUCCUGCUUGCGCUCGGCGCGCACAUUCACAAAUGGCGCCGUCACGAUUUCCAAGCGUGCGGCCUCUACUUCCAGCGGUGCUGGUGCCGAAGCUUCCCCGUCCCGACUGAACCUCGCUGCCAUCACGUCGACGUCGCUCGCCCUGGGCUCCAUGGCCUGGUACUACCACCUCUACGGACCCUCCGCGAACGCCGGGUCGCCUGCUGAGGAGGGUCUGCACCCCACCAACUACCCCUGGGUUCACGAGCAGUGGUUCAAGACCUUCGACCACCAGGCUCUCCGCCGUGGUUUCCAGGUCUACCGCGAGGUCUGCGCGUCUUGCCACUCCCUCAGCCGUGUCCCCUACCGAACUCUCGUCGGUACCAUCUUGACCGUCGAUGAGGCCAAGGCCUUGGCCGAGGAGAACGAGUACCCUGGCGAGCCCAACGAGCAGGGCGAUAUCGAGAUGCGUCCCGGCAAGCUUUCCGACUACAUGCCCGACCCCUACAAGAACGAGGAGGCUGCCCGCUUCGCCAACAAUGGUGCCCUCCCUCCCGAUUUGAGCUUGAUCGUCAAGGCCCGCCACGGCGGAUGCAACUACAUCUUCAGCUUGUUGACCGGUUACCCUGAGGAGCCUCCCGCUGGCGCCGUCGUCGCCCCUGGCAUGAACUUCAACCCCUACUUCCCCGGUACCGGCAUCGCCAUGGCCCGUGUCCUCUACGAUGAUCUCGUCGAGUAUGAAGACGGUACCCCCGCCUCUACCUCUCAGAUGGCCAAGGAUGUUGUCGAGUUCCUCAACUGGGCCGCCGAGCCUGAGAUGGACGACCGCAAGCGUAUGGGUAUGAAGGUGCUCGUCGUCUCGGCCUCCCUCUGGGCUCUCAGCGUCUGGGUCAAGAAGUACAAGUGGGCCUGGGUCAAGACGAGAAAGGUCGCCUACGACCCUCCCAAGGAUACCAAGGUUCGCCACUAA
Colletotrichum graminicola M1.001 is the source of this 960-nucleotide messenger RNA. Its product is annotated as cytochrome C1 family protein. Gene Ontology annotation, molecular function: electron transfer activity; heme binding. The transcript has 4 exons. The coding region runs from base 1 to 960 and encodes 319 amino acids. Gene Ontology annotation, biological process: mitochondrial electron transport, ubiquinol to cytochrome c. Lineage: Eukaryota; Fungi; Ascomycota; Sordariomycetes; Glomerellales; Glomerellaceae. The record is from RefSeq and is a predicted model, not a curated record.